AUGCCAGCGGCAUCUCCUCAAACAAUAAAACUAAAAUCGACUCUUCGCCUCCUCAUCCCUCGUCUCCGCAAUGCACAGAAGAAAGACACCGCCAUCUCCGUGUCAGCGCGCCGCGAAAUGGCCGAACUGCUUGCUCAAUCCAGGGAAGCGUCCGCCCGCAUACGCGUCGAGAAUAUUAUCCACACCGACAUCACCGUGGAGCUGAUGGAGAUCCUGGAACUCUACGCCGAACUCCUCCUUGCCAGGGCAGGCCUGUUGGAUGUCCGAGACAAGAACAUCAAGGAAGGCACAGCGCAGGCGGGCGAUGAUACCGGUUUGGAAGAGGCGGCAGCGAGCAUUAUAUACUCUGCGCCGCGGUUGCCCCGGGAUGUGCGGGAGCUGGGCAUCGUGCGAAGCAUGCUGAUCGAGCGGUUCGGCAAGGACUUUGCGAUUCGCGCGAACGAGAAUGAAGACAACUGUGUGCCCGCUCGAGUGGUAGAUAAGUUAAAAGUCGAUCCACCAAGUGCGAAACUGGUGCAGGCAUAUUUGGAGGAGAUUGCAAGGACUUAUGGAGUGGACUGGCCUCCGCAAAGGGAAGAAGAGCAGGUCGAGGCACUGAGUAAGGAAGUCGAUGGUGAGAAUGCUGGAGAUGAUGACGGCGAGGGCGGUGGUAUGAAAGAGCCACCUUUGCUUGCGGACGGGGCAUCAACAAACCCAGCGACACCAUCACGGCCGAACAAGAUCGACAUUACGGGGUCUUUACAGAAUGCGACACCGCCUUCGAGCUUGGAGCCUGGAGGUGCAAAAAGCCCUGUCUCGAUAGCUCCUCCUGGCGCGACAUCUGACAAUCUCAGCCCAAGGGUCAAAUUGCCCGGCGGAGGGGAGAUCAGAAAGGGCUUCAACAAUGCGAAAUCCACACCACCCACGGGGACUGCAAAGGGGAAGAGCCCAGGUGCAGGUGGAGGGGCCGGAGGGGUGCCUGGAAAUGUUCCGACCGUAGACGAUUUGGCAAAGAGGUUUUCGGCGCUCAAGAGAUGA
Fonsecaea multimorphosa CBS 102226 is the source of this 1017-nucleotide messenger RNA. RefSeq lists its product as uncharacterized. Lineage: Eukaryota; Fungi; Ascomycota; Eurotiomycetes; Chaetothyriales; Herpotrichiellaceae. The record is from RefSeq and is a predicted model, not a curated record. Gene Ontology annotation, biological process: protein transport. The transcript is spliced from 2 exons. Bases 1 to 1017 code for a protein of 338 amino acids.